AAAAGGUAACUAUAUAUAAUUUAUUGCCCAAUCUGGGACACUUGAGAAUAAAAGAGACUGGCAUUAAUAAUUACACCCAGACUAGAGGCAUCGCAGGAUGGGUGGUCUUCCACUUAGGACUUUUACAGCCGAGGAGAGAGAAGACCAGAUGGAAUAAGAAAGAGUACAAUGUUCUCAUGAAAACUAAGGAGGACAUCUAUGACGGAGGCUGUGGGAGAUUUAGUGGAGCCACCACCUGCCUGGUUUGAAAUAAUUCCUGUUAACCUGUCUAUUGGAUUAGCUCAGCAAGGGUGGGUUGUCUACAAAAACCACACUCCUCCUAAAAGGAUCCCCCAAAACCACGAAGCAGUUAAGAUAGUUAGCGAAUGUGAACCUGUUGAGAUCGUGGUUUACCAGACAAAAUGAAUGACCUAUCCGAAGCUUAAGGAGCGGCUCGGUGUAUCGGACUGAUGGACUAGUGUGGGAUGCUCACUUGGAAAACUGGAGGAAAAGUGGGAGUAUAGGGCACUAGAGGAGAAACUUGGGGGAAUAAGGCAGAGCGUGAGCCAUCUUAAGCAAGUCGGAUGGAUGAGGACCAGAUCCCGUGCCCGGGAGCUCUUCCUGAUGGAGCUACUUCACUGGCUGUGGAGCCGGGGCCACGUCGCCGCGUUCCCGGAGCUUUCUGCUGGUCCCGCGCAGGAGUGCGAGGGGUUUCCUUCCACAGAAGGACGGGACUUGAAACGGUGGAGAGCACGCCCACGGGCCGCUUUGCUCAGGGUGGUGCUGGUUAUUGCCUCUGACCCGGGGGCCCCGCGCACAGCAGGGUCUGCGCGAGGGGGGUCUGCAGGGACCCUGCGGGCUGGGACCCGGGACGACCUGGGUCCUAGGAAGCGGAGGGCUGCGCGGCAUUGUGUGGCAGCGGACAGGUGUCCUCGGUGGGAUAGAGAGCUAGGGGCCCAGACCGAGUGGCCGGGGGCACCGGGAGGACCCGCCUGCCUAAGCCGCUCACGGGCUGCGGCGCUCGCGGCCGCCUGCGGGAGGUGGGAGCCGACCGACCACCGAGAUGAUGGGUCUUCCAGGCUUCCUAGAGAGGCGGCGGGCUGCCCGUGGAGGCGCGCCCGGACGUCCGUGUCCCCCGGACGUGCGUGUCCCCCGGACGUGCGGCCAGUGCCGGAGGCGCCCGAGCCAGGUGUCCGACGCCGCGAGACGGUCCGUUUGCUGCAGGCGUUGGUGGAUUCCCGUUGCCCUUCGUUCUAGGACUCCAUGCGGGGUUCCUGCCGGGCCGCGCUGUUGGUUCGUAGACUCCUCAGGCCGCGUCGUACGGUUCACUCCGUCUCUGUAGCUUGGUCUGUUCUUCAGUCUUGAAAUCGGAGCAUUUCCCGGAGUAGCGUGAGUUAGCCUGGAGCUGGCUUGCACAAUGCGGAAGUAAAGUCUUAGCAUUUGCAGGUUUUGCCUGCGGUGUAGCCUGUGUUGGAAGGGGCGGCUUCUCCCUCAGGCCCACCCAGGGAGAUCUUAACGGU
Messenger RNA from Mustela lutreola (European mink), 1499 nucleotides. RefSeq lists its product as uncharacterized. The transcript has 2 exons. Lineage: Eukaryota; Metazoa; Chordata; Mammalia; Carnivora; Mustelidae. The coding region runs from base 568 to 1236 and encodes 222 amino acids. The record is from RefSeq and is a predicted model, not a curated record.